CGAGACGAGAUCUUCUUUGACCAAUUCUGUUUGAUCUUUGCUGAUCUCAGAAUAACUUAUCUUCUUCAAUACAGUCCAUUGACGAUCCAUUCCCUUGUAAAAACAAAAACAUAGAAAAAAAACUUUGUCAAAAAAUAUACAUACACAUAUCAUUGUUCAGCAACCCCUCUACAUACACUCAUUGGUGUACGUCAGCAACCACAAGCAACUCUCAGGCUUCCAUUGAACGUAUUCUCCAUCGUACAAUAUGAGCGGACACCCAUUUGCAUAUUCAUCUGCACCCUUACGCCGCGUUGAAGCAGUGCAAUUCGGCAUCUUGUCGCCCGAUGAGAUUAAAGCCAUGUCUGUGGCCAAGAUCGAAUAUCCGGAAAUCUAUGAGGAAGGGACGCAGACUCCACGAAUGGGCGGCUUGCUAGAUCCUCGUCUGGGUACCAUUGACCGUAACUACAAAUGCCAAACCUGUGGUGAAGGCAUGGCGGAAUGUCCUGGUCAUUUUGGUCACAUUGAACUUGCUAAGCCUGUUUAUCAUAUUGGUUUCCUCAUCAAAGUCAAAAAGAUUCUUGAAUGUGUUUGCUUUCACUGUUCAAAAUUGAAAGUGGAUGAUUCGAAUCCUCGAUUUCAUCGAGCACGAAGAAUGAAGGAUCCCAAAGCUCGAUUAAAAGCCGUAUGGGAACUUGCCAAGGCCAAGAUGACCUGCGAAGGAGGUGAUGACGCUGAUGGUGGUUUUGACGACAAGGAAGACCUUGAUGGCAAACGAAAGCACGCUCACGGUGGAUGUGGAUACAAACAGCCUACCAUUCGUAAAGAUGGCUUGAAGCUUUAUGCUCAAUUCCGUUCCGGUGGAGGUGAUGAUGGCAAUUCCGAAGGGCGAACACAGCUUACGGCCGCCAAAGUACUCCAAAUCUUAAAAAACAUUUCACAGCAAGAUAUGACCGAUUUGGGUCUUUCUGAAGAAUAUGCUCGUCCGGAAUGGAUGAUUAUGACGGUCUUGGCGGUUCCUCCGCCUCAAGUGCGUCCCAGCAUUCAGAUGGAUGGUACAAGCCGAGGAGAAGACGAUUUAACUCAUAAAUUGUCGGAUAUUCUCAAAGCCAACGCCAACGUACGACGAUGCGAAUCCGAAGGUGCUCCUGUCCAUGUCGUGCAAGAGUUUGAACAGUUACUACAGUUCCACAUUGCUACAUACAUGGAUAACGACAUUGCAGGUCAGCCUCAGGCGCUGCAAAAGUCCGGCAGACCUUUGAAGUCCAUCCGUGCUCGUUUGAAGGGUAAAGAAGGACGUCUCCGUGGUAAUUUGAUGGGUAAACGUGUGGAUUUCUCUGCACGUACCGUCAUUACUGGUGAUCCCAACCUUGCCUUGGAUCAAGUCGGUGUGCCACGAAGUAUUGCGCGCAACUUGACGUAUCCCGAAAUCGUCACCCCAUAUAAUAUUGACAAAUUGCAAGCCUUGGUACGCAAUGGACCACUGGAACACCCUGGUGCGAAAUAUGUUGUCCGUGACAAUGGCGAACGUAUCGAUUUGCGUUACCGAAAACGUGCCGGUGAAAUUCCUUUGCAAUAUGGCUACCGCGUCGAGCGACACAUCAAUGACGAUGAUGUGGUAAUUUUCAACCGACAACCGUCUUUGCAUAAAAUGUCCAUGAUGGGUCAUCGAAUCCGGGUCAUGCCUUAUUCGACUUUCCGACUAAAUCUUUCCGUUACUUCACCCUACAACGCCGAUUUCGAUGGUGACGAAAUGAAUUUGCACGUACCGCAGUCGCUGGAAACACGAGCAGAAAUCACCGAAAUCUGUAUGGUGCCAAAGCAGAUCGUAUCGCCGCAGUCCAACAAACCUGUCAUGGGUAUUGUGCAAGAUACGUUGUGUGGUAUUCGAAAAUUCACGUUGCGCGAUUCCUUCUUGUCGAUGGACAUGGUGAUGAAUAUCGUCAUGUGGGUCCCUGAUUGGGAUGGUUACAUUCCCCCUCCCGCGAUCCUGAAACCUAUGCCGCUGUGGACGGGUAAACAAAUUCUUUCCAUGGUGAUUCCCAAGGGUAUCAAUUGUCAGACGUUCCACUCGACACACCCCGAUGGCGAAUCUACCUACAUUUCGCCUGGUGAUACGCGCGUGAUUAUCGAAAACGGCGAGCUGAUUUGCGGUAUUGUGUGUAAAAAGACUGUCGGUACCGCCAGUGGUGGUGUGAUCCAUACUAUCGUCAAUGAACUCGGACCUGAAGCGGCCAAGAAUUUCUUGACCGGUACGCAGCAAGUGGUCAACUACUGGCUAUUGCAAAAUGGCUUCAGUAUCGGUAUUGGUGAUACCAUUGCCGAUAAGAGUACCAUGGCUACUAUUACAAAUAUCAUUGCGCAAGCCAAGCAACGCGUGCAAGAGAUUAUUAUCACUGCUCAGCAAGACAAAUUGGAAGUCCAACCUGGUAUGACCCUGCGUGAAUCGUUCGAAGCCAAGGUCAAUCAGACCUUGAACAAGGCUCGUGAUGACGCCGGUAAAAUGGCCCAGAACAGUUUGAAGGACGACAACAACGUCAAGCAGAUGGUCAUUGCUGGUUCCAAGGGUUCGUUUAUCAAUAUUUCACAGAUGUCGGCCUGUGUCGGUCAACAGAACGUCGAAGGUAAACGAAUUCCAUACGGCUUCAAGUUCCGUACCUUGCCCCACUUUUCCAAGGAUGAUCACAGUCCCGAAAGUCGAGGCUUUGUCGAAAACUCGUACUUGAGAGGUCUGACCCCUACCGAAUUUUUCUUCCACGCUAUGGGUGGUCGUGAAGGUUUGAUCGAUACCGCUGUCAAGACUGCCGAAACCGGUUACAUCCAACGUCGUCUUGUCAAGGCUUUGGAAGAUGUCAUGGUGAAAUACGACGGUACUGUUCGUAAUUCGCUGGGUGAUAUUAUCCAGUUCUGUUACGGUGAAGACGGCAUGGACGGUUGUUCUGUUGAGAAGCAAAAGAUCAAUUCUUUGAAGGGCACAGAGUCGCAAUUUGACACCGCUUACAAGGUCGAUCUGACCAGAGAUGGCUUCCGAAAGGGCACGCUCAACUUUAAUGUUCUCAAAACCAUUGAGAACAGCGAAAUGGUCCAGAACUACCUUGAUCGGGAAUACGGACAGCUCAAAGAAGAUCGCGAGUUCUUGCGCCACGAAUUAUUCAAGGAGGGCGAAGACAAAUGGCCUUUGCCAGUCAAUUUAUUGCGUCUUAUUACAAAUUCUCAACAGAUCUUCCACAUCGAUCCAAGAAAACCUUCGGAUGUUCAUCCUGUCCAGAUCGUCGAUGGUAUCACUGCAUUAGCGAAGCGAUUGUUGGUGGUCCGUGGUAACGAUAAGAUUUCGGCGGAAUGUCAAAAGAAUGCCACAACCUUGUUUGGUAUUUUACUGCGAUCGACUUUGGCGACCAAGCGUGUGGUGGAAGAAUUCCAUUUGACGUCCCAGGCAUUUGAAUGGGUUCUGGGUGAAAUCGAAUCGCGUUUCCUUACAUCCAUUGUGGCUCCCGGUGAAAUGGUGGGAACGAUUGCUGCGCAGUCGAUUGGUGAACCCGCCACUCAGAUGACGUUGAACACUUUCCAUUAUGCUGGUGUGUCCAGUAAGAACGUUACGCUUGGUGUGCCUCGUUUGAAGGAAAUUAUCAACGUUGCCAAGAACAUCAAGACGCCUCGCUUGGAAGUUUGGCUUGAUGCUGAACGUUCGCGCAAUAUUGAACUGGCCAAGGAAGUCCAAGUGAACCUUGAACACACGACCUUGCAAAAGGUUACUUCGGCGGCUGAAAUCUACUACGAUCCCGAUCCACGCAGCACUAUCAUUGAAGAAGAUGCGGAUUUCGUUGAUACCUACUAUCAGCUGGAAGAUGAUAACUCGCCGGUGGUGACACGUGUGUCGCCGUGGUUGCUCCGUAUCGAACUGAAUCGUGGUAUGAUGAUUGAUAAGCGUCUCAAUAUCACGGAAGUGGUGCAAAAGAUAUCCGAAGAAUUCCGCAACGAUCUUCACGUUAUUGGCAGUGAUGAGAACUCGGAGAAACUCAUUAUCCGUUGUCGAGUGAUGAGCGACGAAAACGAGGACAAAGAUAUGGACGAAGAAGAUACCCGUGCUGAAGAAGACACUUUCCUUCGCAAGCUGGAGGGAAGCAUGCUCAGCUCGAUCAAUUUGCGUGGUAUUCCUGGUAUCAAGAAGGUGUAUAUUGUUGAAAGAACACCGACGGUGCUUAGCAGUUCCGGCAAAUUUGAGCAAGUCAAGGAGUGGGGUCUCGAUACGGACGGUAUCAAUUUGCAGGAAGUCAUGUGUCAGCAUGGUGUGGACGAAACCAAGACGUAUUCCAACAAUACCGUGGAAAUCAUGGAAGUGCUGGGUGUGGAAGCGACGCGCAAGGCCUUGCUCCGAGAAUUACGUAACGUCAUUGAAUUCGAUGGUUCGUAUGUUAACUACCGUCAUUUGGCAUUGCUUUGUGAUGUUAUGACCAAUCGAGGCCAUUUGAUGGCUAUCACACGUCACGGUAUCAAUCGAGCCGAAACCGGUGCGUUGAUGCGUUGUUCCUUUGAAGAGACGGUGGAAAUCCUGAUGGAAGCCGCAGCCAUUGGUGAAAUGGAUGACUGCAAGGGUGUAGCGGAGAACAUUAUGUUGGGUCAAAUGGCGCCUCUUGGCACAGGUGAAUUCGAUGUGAUGCUCGACGAGGAGAUGUUGAAACUGGUGCCCCAAGAUAACCGAGCGACCAUGCCCAACGGCGUUCCGGGUGAUAUUCCUGGUUUUGCUACCCCCGGUCCCGGUUACAUGACACCGAAUUUGGCAACUCCCUACGAUACUCGAUCGCCUGAUUGGGUGGACUUCUCACAUCCUUCAUCGCCUUCGGAACCCAUGUUCUCGCCAAUGGGUAAUUCGGGUGCUGGUGGUGCUUCUGUAGGCGCUAGUCCAUGGCGCGGUGAUAUGAGCCCUUACGCUCAAAGUCCCGGCUACUCGCCCACUUCCCCGGGUUAUUCCCCUUCGAGCCCGUCUUACGCAACCUCGCCUGGUUACUCCCCGGCUUCGCCAAGUUAUUCGCCUACGAGCCCAUCCUAUUCUCCAAGCUCGCCGAACUACAGCCCGACGUCGCCUAGCUACAGUCCCACCAGUCCUAGCUACAGCCCGACGUCGCCAAGCUACAGUCCGACAAGCCCCAGUUACAGUCCUACCAGUCCGAGCUACAGCCCGACUUCACCCAGCUACAGUCCCACUUCGCCAAGUUACAGCCCGACGUCACCAAGCUACAGUCCUACCAGUCCUAGCUACAGUCCCACGUCGCCAAGCUACAGCCCGACUUCGCCCAGUUACAGUCCUACUUCGCCUAGCUACAGUCCCACAAGCCCAAGCUAUAGUCCGACGAGCCCCAGUUACAGUCCCACGAGCCCAAGUUACAGUCCGACGUCGCCAAGCUACAGUCCCACCUCACCUAGCUAUAGCCCAACUUCGCCGAGUUACAGUCCUACAUCGCCAAGCUACAGUCCUACUAGCCCAAGCUACAGUCCAACCUCUCCAAGCUAUAGUCCUACCAGUCCGAGCUACAGCCCGACUUCGCCGAGCUACAGUCCUACCAGUCCAAGCUAUAGUCCCACGUCGCCCAGCUACAGCCCCACGUCGCCUAGCUACAGCCCGACGUCCCCCAAUUAUCAAUCCAACUCCAAAUCACGAAAAUAAUUUAAAAAAAUUAGUCAAUUCAACAUUUCACUCAAAAAACAAUCCAAUAGCGUUUAGUUCAACUAGUCCACUGAAAAAAAGAAACAAUAAACAAUGGGGCAACAAAGAAAAGCAUACUACGGUAUCUAAAAUCACAAAACC
Radiomyces spectabilis is the source of this 5782-nucleotide messenger RNA. Its product is annotated as DNA-directed RNA polymerase II subunit RPB1. The record is from RefSeq and is a predicted model, not a curated record. Gene Ontology annotation, molecular function: DNA binding. Lineage: Eukaryota; Fungi; Mucoromycota; Mucoromycetes; Mucorales; Radiomycetaceae. The transcript is spliced from 8 exons. Gene Ontology annotation, biological process: transcription by RNA polymerase II. Gene Ontology annotation, cellular component: RNA polymerase II, core complex. The coding region runs from base 248 to 5641 and encodes 1797 amino acids.